This is a messenger RNA of Aspergillus puulaauensis, 1164 nucleotides long. Its product is annotated as replication factor C subunit 2. Gene Ontology annotation, molecular function: DNA clamp loader activity; DNA binding; ATP hydrolysis activity. The transcript has 4 exons. Gene Ontology annotation, biological process: DNA-templated DNA replication; DNA repair. The coding region runs from base 1 to 1164 and encodes 387 amino acids. Lineage: Eukaryota; Fungi; Ascomycota; Eurotiomycetes; Eurotiales; Aspergillaceae. The record is from RefSeq and is a predicted model, not a curated record. Gene Ontology annotation, cellular component: nucleus; DNA replication factor C complex.
AUGGCGGCUAACUUCUUCAACAAUAAGGCCCGCGCGGCCGCUGGGUCCGGCAGCUCAAAGCAAAAACCAGCAGAAGGGAAGGAAGAGCAAUCGCGACUGCAACCAUGGGUUGAGAAAUACCGUCCUAAAACACUAGAUGAUGUCGCGGCCCAGGAUCACACGACAAAAGUGCUCCAACGGACACUGCAAGCCUCCAACCUACCUCACAUGCUCUUCUACGGCCCUCCAGGGACAGGGAAAACAUCCACUAUCCUCGCUCUCGCCAAAUCCCUCUUCGGCCCUGCCCUCUACAAAUCUCGCAUCCUCGAACUCAACGCAUCAGACGAACGUGGUAUCGGGAUCGUCCGUGAAAAAGUAAAAGGCUUCGCCCGUGUGCAGCUUAGCCACCCUACGGGGAUUGAUGCCGAGUACCUCGAGAAAUAUCCAUGCCCUCCCUUCAAAAUCAUCAUUCUCGAUGAAGCGGAUAGCAUGACUCAGGAUGCACAGUCCGCUCUUCGCCGCACGAUGGAGCAAUACAGUCGGAUAACUCGUUUUUGUUUGGUCUGCAACUAUGUUACUCGAAUCAUUGAGCCGCUUGCUAGUCGAUGCAGCAAGUUCCGCUUCAAACCGCUGGAUAACUCAGCUGCUGGGGACAGAUUGUCGGAUAUUGCGCGGACGGAAGGCUUAUCACUUGAAGAUGGUGUUGUUGAUAAAUUGAUAUCCUGCAGCGAUGGUGAUCUGCGACGUGCAAUCACAUACAUGCAGAGUGCGGCAAGGCUGAUAGGAGCGGCGCAGACUGGAAAGAACGACGGGGAAGAUGAGGAGAUGAAGGACCAAGGGUCUGACACGAUCACCGUUCGAACUAUUGAGGAAAUAGCUGGCGUGGUCCCUGAGAGUGUUCUGGAUGGAUUAAUCCAGUCAAUGCAACCGAAGAAGAUUGGCUCAUCAUAUGAAGAUGUUUCGAAAGUGGUCACGGACAUUGUGGCGGACGGUUGGAGUGCGACGCAGAUUCUUUUACAGCUUUAUCGACGAGUUAUCUACAAUGAUGCAAUUUCUGAUAUCCAGAAAAACAAGAUCGUGCUGGUGUUUUCAGAAAUUGACAAGCGGCUGGUCGACGGUGCUGAUGAACAUUUAUCGAUUCUUGACGUUGCUGUUAAGAUUUCCGGAAUCAUUGGUGAAUCCUAA